Molecule: messenger RNA, 2031 nt
Organism: Mustela lutreola (European mink)
Lineage: Eukaryota; Metazoa; Chordata; Mammalia; Carnivora; Mustelidae
Gene: CHRNA2
Product: cholinergic receptor nicotinic alpha 2 subunit
Exons: 6
Coding region: 112-1662 (516 amino acids)
Biological process (GO): regulation of membrane potential; monoatomic ion transmembrane transport; signal transduction
Cellular component (GO): postsynaptic membrane; synapse; neuron projection
Molecular function (GO): acetylcholine-gated monoatomic cation-selective channel activity; transmembrane signaling receptor activity
Source: RefSeq, a predicted model, not a curated record
GGGGCUAUGUGGAAUCCAGCAGGAGGUCUGCUGUGUUAGCACCAGGAACUCUCCCUGGGGAAGCGGGUCAGAGCCUCAAGCCCCAGCGCAGCCCUGCCUGCCCUCCUUCUGAUGUCCAGAGGAAGCCAGACCUCGUCCUUGGAAGCCAUGGGCCCCUCCCACUCUGCGGUCCUGUCCAUGAUGAAGCUCGGUUUGUGGUGGCUCCUUCUGAUCCCGGCAGGGUCGACACAGCGAGCCUCCCCUCCCCAAGCAGAGGACCGCCUCUUCAAACACCUCUUCAGGGGCUACAACCGCUGGGCACGGCCGGUGCCCAACACCACGGACGUGGUGAUCGUGCGCUUUGGGCUGUCGAUUGCCCAGCUCAUCGAUGUGGAUGAGAAGAACCAAAUGAUGACCACCAACGUCUGGCUAAAGCAGGAGUGGAAUGACUACAAGCUGCACUGGAACCCGGCUGACUUCGGCAACAUCACAUCCCUCCGGGUCCCUUCGGAGAUGAUCUGGAUCCCUGAUAUUGUCCUCUACAACAAUGCAGAUGGAGAGUUUGCGGUGACCCACAUGACCAAGGCCCACGUCUUCUCCACGGGCACCGUGCACUGGGUGCCCCCCGCCAUCUACAAGAGCUCCUGCAGCAUCGACGUCACCUUCUUCCCCUUCGACCAGCAGAACUGCAAGAUGAAGUUUGGCUCCUGGACCUACGACAAGGCCAAGAUCGACCUGGAGCAGAUGGAGCAGACGGUGGACCUGAAGGACUACUGGGAGAGCGGAGAGUGGGCCAUCAUCAACGCCACUGGCACCUACAACACCAAGAAGUACGACUGCUGCGCAGAGAUCUACCCAGACGUCACCUACUACUUCGUCAUCCGGCGCCUCCCGCUCUUCUACACCAUCAACCUCAUCAUUCCCUGCCUGCUCCUCUCCUGCCUCACCGUGCUCGUCUUCUACCUGCCCUCGGACUGCGGCGAGAAGAUCACGCUCUGCAUCUCCGUGCUGCUCUCGCUCACCGUCUUCCUCCUGCUCAUCACCGACAUCAUCCCCUCCACCUCCCUGGUCAUCCCGCUCAUCGGCGAGUAUCUGCUCUUCACCAUGGUCUUUGUCACGCUCUCCAUCGUCAUCACGGUCUUUGUCCUCAAUGUCCACCACCGCUCCCCCAGCACCCACACGAUGCCCCACUGGGUGCGAGUGACCUUUCUGGGCUGUGUACCCCGGUGGCUGCUAAUGAGCCGGCCCCUGCCCUCCUUGGAGCCCCAGUACCCCCCAGAUCUGAAGCCCGGCUCCUCCUACCACUGGCUGGAGACCAACGUGGAUGCGGAUGAGAGGGAGGAGGAGGAGGAAGACAGAUGGGUGUGGGCAGCCCAGUCCUUGCCCCGCCUGGGUGUCCUCUGCAGCCAUGGUGGUCAACACCAUGGGGCUUCGGGUCCCAAGGCAGACCCCCGGUGGCAGCAGGGUGGGCUUCUGCUGUCACCUCGCAUACAGAAGGCGCUGGAAGGUGUGCGUUAUAUCGCCGAUCACCUGAGAUCUGAGGAUGCUGACUCUUCGGUCAAGGAAGACUGGAAGUAUGUGGCCAUGGUCAUUGAUAGGAUAUUCCUCUGGUUAUUUAUCGUCGUCUGCUUCCUGGGGACAGUUGGACUCUUUCUGCCUCCGUACCUGGCUGGAAUGAUCUGAUCUCCUGUCCCUUGCUUGGACCCAAAGGUGACACUGCUGACCAUCUUUAACCACCACUCCCUCUAGUACAACGUCGGGUUCAAGGCCAUCCGACUGCAAGCACCUCUCUGUGGAGUCCCUACACUGGCCCCGUCAUGGAAGACUCCUUGGGUCAAUUCACUGAACUUAUUGUACUGUGUGCUGAGAAUCUGCCAGGCACAGAGCCCAGUUUUGGAUGCUGGGCAACUAGGAAGUGAGGAACUUGCUCUGCAGAAGGUUACAAUAUGGUGAUGACAAUGUGAAACCAUGUAAGUUUCUCCUACAGGAGCCCUGAAGACGCUGAGUAACAGGAGGACCACGAGGGGGCAAUCCAGGGGGCAGAUGCACAGA